Molecule: messenger RNA, 1517 nt
Organism: Pan troglodytes (chimpanzee)
Lineage: Eukaryota; Metazoa; Chordata; Mammalia; Primates; Hominidae
Gene: GOSR1
Product: golgi SNAP receptor complex member 1
Exons: 9
Coding region: 387-1283 (298 amino acids)
Biological process (GO): endoplasmic reticulum to Golgi vesicle-mediated transport; vesicle fusion; inter-Golgi cisterna vesicle-mediated transport
Cellular component (GO): SNARE complex; Golgi medial cisterna; cis-Golgi network
Molecular function (GO): SNAP receptor activity
Source: RefSeq, a predicted model, not a curated record
AACAAAGAUGGCGGCAGGGAGCAGCAGUUACUGGGAAGGUGAGGGCGAGAAGGGCUCCGGGUGCGUCCUACGAGGAUGAGAGGGGCUGAGUGAGGACAGAUCUUGGGAGAAGCAGCAGAGGAAAGAACCAGACCCCCGGAGCGGCCGAGCUGAGCAGCGGGGCUUGUCUAAGUGGGAUCCCCGGGGCCUUGGGGAUACCGAACGGUCUGGGGCAGGGGUCUGGCCUGGCCGGGGCGUGUGAGCGGGACGUGGGGCAGGGGUUGGGCAGAGUGGACAGAGCGGGGAUGUAGAGGAAGAGGGCUCUCAAUCGCCUGGGUAGAAUUGUGUUGAGGGAGUAAUGGAACUCGGACGAAGGGGCUUGGGGUACGAACUCUGAGAGGAAACGAAUGUUGAGGGAGAAGAUCCAGAGCCCCGGAGACUGGAGGAGUCAGCGCAUUGGAGCUGAGGUCACUAUUGGAAAACUGAGUGGGAAAAGAGGAGGAGGAACUUGCAUUCCGGUCCGUCGGAGGAAAUAUGAAGAGAAUAGGAGACAGAAUGUCUCUUAUUGGGUCCCCAUGACAACUACAGAUCUCAGGAAACAGGCUCGACAGCUGGAAAAUGAACUUGACCUGAAACUAGUUUCCUUCAGCAAACUAUGUACAAGUUACAGUCAUAGCAGUACCCGAGAUGGAAGACGCGACAGUUCUGAUACAACACCCCUUUUAAAUGGAUCAAGCCAAGACAGAAUGUUUGAGACAAUGGCGAUUGAGAUUGAACAACUUUUGGCAAGGCUUACAGGGGUAAAUGAUAAAAUGGCAGAAUAUACCAACAGUGCAGGUGUCCCCUCCUUGAAUGCAGCCCUGAUGCAUACAUUACAGCGGCAUAGAGACAUAUUGCAGGAUUAUACACAUGAAUUCCAUAAAACCAAAGCAAACUUUAUGGCAAUACGGGAAAGGGAGAAUCUCAUGGGAUCAGUACGAAAAGAUAUUGAGUCAUAUAAAAGUGGGUCUGGAGUAAACAACAGAAGAACUGAGCUAUUUUUGAAAGAACAUGACCACCUUCGAAACUCAGAUCGUCUGAUAGAAGAGACAAUAAGCAUUGCUAUGGCAACAAAAGAAAAUAUGACUUCACAGAGAGGAAUGUUGAAGUCAAUUCACAGCAAAAUGAACACUUUGGCCAAUCGUUUUCCUGCUGUAAACAGCCUGAUCCAGAGGAUCAACCUGAGGAAGCGGCGGGACUCGCUCAUCCUAGGGGGUGUUAUUGGGAUCUGUACCAUCCUGUUGCUGCUGUAUGCGUUCCAUUGAUGGGACAUCUUCAGGGACUCUUGACAACCACCGCUUUCACACCCUGGUCUGGAAUAAGGAAACGUCGGAGGGAGAAGUUGACUGUCUUGAUAAUUAGCCUGACCAGCAGGAUGAAUGCAAGACUGACAGUGAUGGACUCUGUGACAUGGUCAGGUUGAGCUGAAGCCACAGUUUCUCUGUGCUGUGUUUUCUAACACAUUUUUCUGUUUUUAAUUAAAAAAAAAACAAAAAGGU